This is a messenger RNA of Rotaria sp. Silwood2, 246 nucleotides long. Lineage: Eukaryota; Metazoa; Rotifera; Eurotatoria; Philodinida; Philodinidae. The record is from the annotation of a GenBank genome assembly.
AUGAGUGAUAACGACGACGAAAAAUCCUUUCCAGGUACGUUAAUCGACCCGGACACCUGUGAACAUCAUUAUCAUACAUCUCACCAUCAACGACAUCCACACAGUCAUCAUGCGCCUGCACUGGUCGAACUUCACAUUCAUCUCGAUGGUUCCUUUCGGCAUUCGACACUAUUCGAACUGGCUGAAAAGAAGGGUAUUUCACUUCCAAAUGGCAUGAAAGCAACAAUUGAAGACUUUAUACCGUAA